Anarrhichthys ocellatus (wolf-eel) is the source of this 4456-nucleotide messenger RNA. It is a transcript of the gene wdr37, whose product is annotated as WD repeat domain 37. NCBI's taxonomy places the organism in Eukaryota, Metazoa, Chordata, Actinopteri, Perciformes, Anarhichadidae. The record is from RefSeq and is a predicted model, not a curated record. Gene Ontology annotation, molecular function: protein binding. Bases 695 to 2281 code for a protein of 528 amino acids. The transcript has 16 exons.
CCUACAGAGAAAGCACUGCAACGCUAAAUUACUUACAAAACAAUUUUCCUUUUUCAAGGGGGUGAAUCUCGUCUUUUAUCGUAUUUUGCGUUUGUUUACGACGAUAUUUCAGAGCUGUGGUCGAACCGCCUAGCUUCACUCCCUCUGCUUCUGAGGUCACGGGUUUUCAUUGGCUGCCUCAGCAACAACGUGACAGCUCAUUGGCUCACCGAGUACAAACAUUAACCACGUGAUACGGAAGUCAGUGCGUCAAUAAAAUACGUGAUGUGUCAAAAUUUGGAUAACAAAAAAAAAAAAAAAAAAAAAUCAGAUCGGUGUCAAAGUGUAACGUGUCAAAAGUCGACUACAUGUCCACAGUUACAAAGUGACAGGUUUAAUGCUACAUUUCAUGCUAUCUUCUAGCCCGUGAGGUUUAGCUGCUGCUGGUGCACAGACGUUAGCUGUUAGAUGUCGCAAUGAAUGUGGUAGUGACAGCUAGCUCGUAGCGUGUAGUUCAUCUCGUUUCUAGACUUCCGUACUGCCUAAUAAGUUCAGUGAGGCAGUGACAGAGCCUUCCAACAACGAAGUCGAAACGGUGGUGAUAACAGACCGACCUAUUCCACCCACCAGCCAACUAGCGAGCCUGGCCCUUUGUUUACCUGCUUCUCAGGUUAAGAGGUGAGCAGGGGGCAGGGCCACCCGCGCGGUAGGAGGGAUGCCUGUGGAGGGUGGCAGCAGCAGCGGCUCGGCUUCGGCUGCCCGUCACCCCAAGCAGAAGCGCAAGGCUCACAGUUUGUCUAUCCGGCGCACCAACAGCAUAGAGGACAGGCCUCCAGGCUUCCAAAGAGGAGACAUGCUGGAGGGACAGGACUCCAAGCUGCCCCCCUCCUUACGGAACAACCUUCUGGACCUUUUUGGGCAGAUUGAGCGCGAGUUUGAAAAUCUCUACAUUGAAAACGUUGAACUACGCCGGGAAAUUGACUCUCUGAACGAGCGUCUGACCGGAGAUGGACAGACUAUUGAGGGAGGAGACCCCACCAAGGGAGCUUUGAAAACAAAAGCCAGCCACAGCACCAGUCAACUGUCACAGAAGCUGAAGACGACCUACAAAGCCUCUACCAGCAAGCGCUUGUACACUUUCCAUGGUAAAAUAGGUGGACCUCGCAACUUCAGUGUGGCCACAUGGGAGUUGUGGGGAGGAGAUUCAUGGAUUGUGUCCAGUUUUAAAGCCACCGCAGGCUCUCGAGCGUUGUGUCAGUUGCUCAAGGAGUACGUGGGCCACCGGGACGGGAUCUGGGAUCUCAGCAUCACCCGAACUCAGCCAGUGGUCCUGGGCACCGCCUCCGCAGAUCACUCGGCUUUACUUUGGAGUAUAGAGACGGGGAAAUGUCUGCUGAGGUAUGCCGGCCAUGCAGGAUCAGUCAACUCCAUUAAGUUCCACCCCACAGAGCAGAUGGCCCUCACAGCCUCUGGGGACCAGACGGCUCACAUCUGGCGCUACAUGGUGCAGCUUCCUGCCCCCCAGCCACCACCAGAUGUCAGUGCUCCAUGUGACGACGACCAGGACUCGUCAGACAGGGAAGAAGGUGAGGUGGAUGGCGAGGGCCCUUGCGAGGUCCCCACCGUCCGGCUUGCUACGGCAACCCUGAAGAGCCACCAGGGUGUAGUGAUUGCAGCUGAUUGGCUGGUGGGAGGCCGACAGGUGGUGACCGCUUCCUGGGAUCGUGCUGCCAACCUGUACGAGGUGGAGACAUCUGAACUGGUUCAUGCACUCACUGGACACGACCAGGAGCUGACCCACUGCUGUACCCAUCCCACCCAGCGGCUGGUGGUCACUUCAUCCAGAGACACCACCUUCAGACUGUGGGACUUCAGAGACCCGUCCAUACACUCUGUCAACGUCUUUCAGGGCCACACUGACACGGUGACGUCGGCAGUGUUCACGGUGGGUGACAAUGUGGUGUCAGGGAGCGACGACCGCACCGUCAAGGUGUGGGAUCUGAAGAACAUGAGGUCGCCUAUAGCGACCAUCCGCACUGACUCAGCUGUGAACAGGAUAAGCGUCUCUGCCAACCAGAGGAUCAUUGCUCUGCCACACGACAAUCGACAAGUCCGACUGUUUGACAUGAGCGGAGUGAGGCUGGCCAGGCUCCCGCGCAGCAACAGAAUGGGUCACAGGCGGAUGGUGUGUUGUACGGCGUGGAAUGAAGAGAACCAGUCGUGCAACCUGUUCAGCUGUGGCUUCGACCGACAGGCCAUCGGCUGGAACAUCAACAUCCCCGCCCUGCUGCAGGAGAAGUGAUGCCACUGACCCACACACACACGCACUCACAACAAAAACACACGGAAAAGCAGGAGACGGUACACACAAACACUGUACAUCUUUGGCCUCGCACAUGCUUGCAUGUUUAAAGUGUUUACACAGAGAAGCACUUUAGUUGUUAUGGGGGGGAGUGACUUUUGAGGAUGCAGCUAUUGAUAACUCAAAAUUGAUAUGCCACUCAUUUGUUAAAUGACUGACAUGGUUCCAGCAUUUUAAAGUCCAAGUGUGUGUGAGGCCAAAGAGCUGCUCUCCUGUAUUUGACCCUCUCACAUAUUUAGCAUGCGUUGUGAAUCGUGAAACGCUGACUCUUUCGUUCUCAGUCUUUUCCUGUUUUUAAAGUGUAAAAGUAUAUACUUGACUCCACAGUCACAGGCUGCUGUUCACAUCACUGUUGUUUAGUUGCUGCUGAGUGGUUGCUCUUGCAUGUAGAUAAUCUCGGUUUGCAAAUGUUACUUGACUAGAUGUGAGAGAACCGUGAUAAGGCCAGGAGAGUUAGUAGAAUAUGAUAUGAAGACGGUAUGUGUAUAUAUUAUGUUGUGGCCGGAUUAAGUGACCUGUGUUGCAGGUUUGUUGCCACUUCAUGGAUUAAGUGUCUUACGGUGAUCUACCUUUUUAAAGGUGUGGUUUGGCAGAGAUAGUGAGGUUCUGUGAAAUGUUUUUAUCCUUUUAGUCCGACUUGAAAUAUUCUUAUCAUGGAACAAAACAUAUAAUGUUCAGGCCUGCCAGAUUACCUGCAGUUUGUAUUCAAAUGUUUCAGUAACUGCUGUCGUGUCACCGAUUUCAGAUUUGAGUCCAUGCCUUUACCUGUGUUGCUUUCAAUUCACAGCCAGCCUCCAUAUUUCCACAUUUUGUCUUCAAUUUUUCAAAUGUUUCUGUAACUCUGCCUUGUUCCAUGUUUACAGUAGGAUUUAUUGUGUAAAGUGUUGCUCUACUCUGUCUCUCUGUCAGACUGCAAAGUGUCAAGAGCAUAGCAAUAAAAACGACUGCAUUUCUGAGGUCUGUGAAUGGGAAGUGUGUCAUAACAUUAUCAUAAUUGAGUAUUCCCUUUAUGUUGCAGGUUUAGGAGUCACUACUUUUCGCCAUAUUAAGCAUUUGUAUUUCUUCAGUGUUAGUAAAAUAUAGAUCCAUCCUCUUCAGCCAACGAAGAGCCCUGUUUUGCUGUAAUGUGUCGUCCCCCAUGUGAACUUUUAGGUUUACUGGUCAUGUCUGUGCUUCAGUAACAGCCUGUCAAUAUGAAUUUAUAGUGUAUUUGCAUUGAACCCUUAGUCUUGUGUGACCUCUCUGACGUUUUGUUGUUGAUGUCGCGUGCACUCUAUCCAAAUUCAGAAGCAAUAACCCAGCUCCUUUGUGUGUCUGGUGCUCAGAGUGAAGCCCAUUUCUGUCUUGGAAAUCAGUGAAUAUGGCUUGUAAUCCAAACUGAAUCUCAGUUUAAGAACUAGUAGAACUGGAAUUGGGCUUGACCGAAAUCCUUUACUGUUACACUCGUGCAAUAUCCCUAAACAUGAAGUCGUGCUGUAGUUUUUGAUCUUCAGGCGUUUAACUUAUUCUAGUGCUGUAAACCCCAUGACAAGAUUUGAUGUGCUUGUGUGACUGGUGUAGAUGUAGCUCAGUGUACGUAGUUAUGCAUAACUUACCCCAAAGUUAGCUUCAGACUUCACAUUUUACUGCUGUUUCUACCAACAAUCGUCUUAGAUUUUGAGGCAGCAUGAAGGUGAAAAUGUAAUGACGUAUAUUGAAAUGCCUUUUGAAAAUGGUGUAUUAGCCUCAUCCACCUCAGCAUCAAUGCACUUUUCCAAAUGCUUGUUGAAUAACUAGUUGUGUUCCACUGCACUGGGCAGAUAGCAUUUUUAUUCCUGUUUCAGUUAGGGAACUCAAUCUCGCGGCCACUGAUGUCAAUGUCAUUUUAAUCUGCAGGUAGAAAGGCAAGUCCUAUUUUCGCCCCACAUAUGAAUUCCAAAUUGAAGGAAAAUUAUUUUGAACUGAUGCAUUAAAUUAUCGCGUGCCAGAUUGUAGGGGUGGGUAAAAAGUGGAUAGGCUUUGCCUCAUUGUAGCGAAUCGUAUUCCUCAAAGUUCGUUAUGUGGUCUACUUUGCAUACUUUAUUGUGAUAGCUACGUGCUCUCUGACACUUUCCAUUAAAAUGUGUGAUUUCCUUU